Messenger RNA from Carcharodon carcharias (great white shark), 1662 nucleotides. It is a transcript of the gene tat, whose product is annotated as tyrosine aminotransferase. The record is from RefSeq and is a predicted model, not a curated record. Gene Ontology annotation, biological process: biosynthetic process; aromatic amino acid metabolic process. Gene Ontology annotation, molecular function: L-tyrosine:2-oxoglutarate transaminase activity; pyridoxal phosphate binding. NCBI's taxonomy places the organism in Eukaryota, Metazoa, Chordata, Chondrichthyes, Lamniformes, Lamnidae. The transcript is spliced from 13 exons. The coding region runs from base 1 to 1662 and encodes 553 amino acids.
AUGGAUAAAUUGUCAGCUCAAAGAGAAAUAAAUAUACAUAACCUGAUAGCCACUACAGCAACAUGGCUGCAAGAUAACAAAGGCUGGGACCUGACUAUUCAAGGUCUGUCGAACGUCACUGGGGAAAGUGAGGCUCGGGGUCGGUGGCCGGACACAGCCCACCAGCCGAUCCAAUGGCCUAAUAGCCCCACUCGCCGCCCCCCAGCAGCCCAGCUUUUAGAGGCCAGCGCGCACCCUACUCUCCACUUCACUUCAUCGAGACAGCAGAAUCCGGACAUCUUCCAAACCUUCUCCCAGCGGCAGUUAUUUUCCAGCGAAAUGGCCAGCGAGAACUUUCUGAUCCUCGAUUCCAUCUUGAACGGAAGCACUUUCACUUAUUCUGAAAGAUUAAAAUCCAAACGCACCAAGUGGAAUGUCCGCGCCUCUGAAAUGUCCAAACGCACAUUCAACCCGAUCCGCGCCAUCGUGGACAACAUGAGGAUCGAGCCGAACCCGGAUAAGGCCAUGAUCUCCCUGUCUAUCGGUGACCCCACCGUGUUCGGAAACCUUCCGACUGAUGACAAGGUUUUACAAGCCAUGAAAAAUGCAGUGGAUUCCGGCAGAUUCAACGGCUAUGCAUCAUCCAUAGGCUAUCAGAGCAGCAGGGAUGCAGUGGCAAAUUUUUACAGCUGCCCUGAGUCACCUCUCGAGGCAAAGGAUGUGAUUUUGACAAGCGGCUGCAGUCAGGCCAUUGAACUGGCCAUCUCUGUCUUGGCAAAUCCAGGCCAAAACAUCCUGAUUCCCAGGCCUGGCUUCUCUCUCUAUAAAACACUGGCAGUGUCACUGGGCAUUGAGGUCAAACACUACAACUUGCUGCCAGAAAGAUCAUGGGAAAUUGACCUGAAACAAAUGGAAGCAUUGAUUGAUGAUGAAACUGCCUGCAUCGUUGUGAACAACCCCUCUAAUCCUUGUGGCUCUGUGUUCAGUAAAUCCCAUCUUCAAAAGAUUCUCACUGUUGCAGCAAGAAAUUACCUUCCAAUCCUGGCUGAUGAAAUCUAUGGAGAUAUGGUCUUCCCAGAGUGCAAGUUCAUCGCCCUUAGCUCUCUGAGCAGCAGUGUCCCCAUCCUGUCCUGUGGUGGUCUGGCCAAACGGUGGCUUGUACCUGGCUGGCGAAUGGGCUGGAUUCUCAUUCACGACCGAAACAAUAUCUUUAGCAGAGAGAUCCGAGCUGGCCUGGUCUCUUUGAGUCAAAGAAUUCUUGGCCCAUGCACAAUUGUACAAGGAGCACUGGAAAAUAUUCUGAACAAAACAACUGAAGAAUUCUAUGAUGGUACUAUCAGCUUCCUGAAGUCCAAUGCAGACCUGUGUUUUGAUGCCCUCUCGUUGGUUCCUGGCUUGCAGCCAGUCAGACCCUGUGGAGCCAUGUAUCUGAUGGUUGGAAUUGAUUUGGAUGAUUUUCCAGAAUUUGAGAGCGACAUUGACUUCACUGAAAGGUUGAUUGCGGAGCAGUCAGUUUUCUGCCUUCCUGCCACGUGUUUCGAGUAUCCAAACUACUUCAGAGUUGUGGUGACUGUUCCGGAGGACUUAAUGUUGGAGGCAUGUAACCGCAUCCGUAACUUCUGCGAGGAACAUUUCCAACCUCAGGAGAAUUGCCCCACGCCUGACAUUGAAUGUGACAAGUGA